Morus notabilis is the source of this 2020-nucleotide messenger RNA. RefSeq lists its product as uncharacterized. Gene Ontology annotation, molecular function: RNA binding. The transcript is spliced from 8 exons. The coding region runs from base 53 to 1834 and encodes 593 amino acids. Gene Ontology annotation, biological process: box C/D snoRNP assembly. NCBI's taxonomy places the organism in Eukaryota, Viridiplantae, Streptophyta, Magnoliopsida, Rosales, Moraceae. Gene Ontology annotation, cellular component: nucleus. The record is from RefSeq and is a predicted model, not a curated record.
UCAUAUUAUUAUUCAAAGUCAAAAAGGAAAAUUUCUGUUUUCAUGUUCCAAAAUGCUUCCUCUCUACGGCUCGUUUCCUCAUCAACUCCAAUCCUCCGCCCCACCACCUCAACAGAACUCUAUGCCGUCUCAACCUCAAUUGGGUAUGAACAAUCCUCAAAUUCCAAUCCCUUUUUCUAAUAAUUCCAGUAACUAUAUGAAUAAUGGAGUGGCUAUGCCUAUGCCCAAUAUGGUAACUCAACCCGGCUUCAUGAAUGGACCUAACCAUCUUCUUCCUUCGCCAAAUAACCAUCUGGGCAUGCCCCCUUUAGGGUCACUUCGUCCUAUGCCUCAACAGGGGAAACCCCACGUGGGUUUUGGUCCACAAAGUGGUGUGAGCAAUAUGAACUCGGGUACUGCAUUUCCCGUUCACGGGCAAGCGUUUGGGCACAAUAAUCUAUCGAAUUUACCGCAAUUCAAUCAGAAUGCGGGUUCGCAGUUUGGGCAGUUUUGUCUGCCCAAUCAUACUAUGCAGAAUAUGAACCAGUUUGUGCCUAUGCAAAUGCCAAAUCUUCCUCAGUUUGUCCCUCCGAAUGGGUUCGGGGUUAUGGGCCAAGCGCCUCAGGCCACAGCUCUUCAAAAUCCUAGCUUUAAUUCGCACUUCGGUAAUGUGUCUCAUUAUAACCAAAUUGUACCGCAAGUUAAUCAGAAUCAGCAUAACUUUCCCCUGCCCAUUGCUGCACCUCAGCAAAUGCAAGCAAACUCGUCGACCAUUGUUUCUAAUUCGUUUCAGACAGAGCAAAGUAAUGACUUACAACCUCCAAUGUUCAUGGGAACACAGGGAAAUCCUUCAAAAACAGCUGGGCCUAAUAUCUCAAGUUCCGGUUGGAAAAAUCCAUUGAGUAAAAACUUUACAAAGAAUCCAAAAAGAGGGAUGAUGCAAGGGGGAUUUCAGAAUAAUCAGUUUCAUCACGUGAAAGGUGGAAAGAAAAAGUUUGGAUUUCCUAAUGCACACAAAGGAAGAGGGCUAAGCAAUGAGAAGUCGGGCAAGUUUGGUAUUGCUAACUCUAUGGCACAAGGGAGGGAACAAAGAAGAUCUCUUUCUUUGACGUAUACGGAACAAGAAAUUCGACAGUGGCGUGAAGAACGUAGAAAGAACUUCCCAUCAAAAGGCAACAUAGAGAAGAAACUUACUGAAAAGCUGCUCAACAAAGAGGCUUUUGAGAGGGAAGCCAAACUGCGAAAAGAGCAACUCAAGGAGAUUCUAGCCAAGCAAGCUGAACUGGGAGUUGAAGUUGCUGAAAUCCCGGGAUGCUCUCUCCCAGAUCCAAGGAAACAAGGGCAGGGAAGAGAAGAGAAUGGGAGGCCCUUAGCCAAGAAAGGGCGAAUACGCAACAAAUUUGAUAAAAGAGGAAGAAAUGAUAACAGAGAUCGGCAUCCUAAGAGACAGAGGUUAAAUGAUAACGGUUCGUCGGCUGUUUGUGUGUUGAACAGGAAGCAACCGACGUUAUUGAAGAAGCUUCUUAGCGCAGAUAUAAAGAGAGAUAAGAGCCGCUUGCUGCAGGCAUUUAGGUUCAUGGUAAUGAAUUCUUUCUUCAAAGAUUGGCCUGAUAAACCUUUGAAACUUCCUUCUGUGAUAGUCAAGGAAGGCUCCGUUGAAGAGGAUGCGAAUGACAUCGUUCCGAAUUCGGGGAAAGGUGACUUGGAGCAUACGGAUAAGACUGUGUUAGGAAAGUUUGACGAUGCUGAUCAUAGUGACGACGACAAUGAUGGUGGUGAAGAUGACAGCAAAAAUAGUGACUGUGAUAAACAUGAGAACGUGGAAGAAGAAGAAGAGGGUGAAAUCAUUAAUUAAAAUUAUCUCCCUCUAUGCCGCCUUCUCCAGCAUUGUAUUGUUGUAUUUAUAUGCUUUUCCUUUUGGUGAGCUGGGUUCUUCAGGUUUUUAAAUUCGUGAAAUUAAGAAUUUGAUGUUGAGUUUUGCUUGUUUGUAAAAAGCAAUGCCAAAUACACCCCAAAAAAAAAAAAAAUGCAGUAGAGAACA